AUUUGCCAUUACACAUAAUACAUCUUCCUAGCAGUUACUUUGGUUGUGAAGGAACUGAAUCAAUUCAGAUAAAUACGUGGAUUUUGAAGAAACAUACAAAGAUAAAAAUGAGGCAGGCCAUUUUCCUGCACAUUUUCUUGGGAACAUUGGUUUGCUUGAGUGGAUUCUACGUCAAUGCAGAAGACCCAUACUUAUAUUACACAUGGACUGUAACAUAUGGAACCAUUUCCCCACUAGGUUAUCCUCAAAAGGGUAUUCUUAUCAACGGACAGUUUCCAGGCCCUACAAUUGAUUGCGUUACUAAUAAUAACAUUGUUGUAAAUGUCAUUAAUAAACUGGACGAACCUUUCCUCAUUACAUGGAACGGAGUGAAACAGAGAAAGACUUCAUGGCAAGAUGGAGUGCUGGGAACAAAUUGCCCAAUCCCACCAAACACAAACUGGACUUACAAGUUUCAGACAAAGGAUCAGAUCGGAACAUUUACCUAUUUCCCUUCCACUGGAUUGCACAGAUUUGCUGGUGGUUUUGGGGCUUUUAAUAUUGCACAGAGGUCCGUCAUUUCAAUCCCAUAUCCCAAAUUUGAUGGAGAAUUUAACCUCCUCAUUGGCGAUUGGUUCAAGGCUGAUCCCAAGACCUUACAGAACAGGUUGGACAAGGGUUAUAGUUACCUUCCUUUUCCUGAAGCUCUUCUCAUAAAUGGUCUACCUGAUGGUCGUGCUGUUUUCACUGGAGAAAAAGGAAAAACCUACAAAUUCAGGGUCUCAAAUGUUGGGACGGAAACUUCCAUCAACUUCAGGAUUCAGGGGCAUGUGAUGACCCUUGUGGAAGUGGAAGGAGCUCAUUCUCUGCAAGAAGUGUACGAAUCCUUUGACAUUCAUGUGGGUCAAUCAGCAGCAUUUUUGGUCACAUUAAAUGGCUCAGUCAAGGAUUAUUUCAUUGUUGCCAAUUCCCGUUUCACAAAGAAAGUUCUUACUACUACUGCAAUCCUAAGCUAUGCUGGUUCUCAGUCCAGAGCCCAAGGACCAUUGCCCGUAGGUCCAUCUACUCGUGACAUUCAUUGGUCCAUGAAACAAGCCAGGACCGUCAGAUUGAACUUGACGGCCAAUGCAGCAAGGCCAAACCCACAAGGUUCAUUCCAUUACGGGACGAUUCCAAUUGUCCGGACAAUUGUUUUGGCCAAUUCAGAAACUAGGAUUGGUGGGAAGCUUCGAUACGCAGUUAAUGGGAUCUCGUACGUUGAUCCAGAAACACCAUUGAAACUGGCUGACUGGUUUGGCAUACCUGGGGUGUUCAGCCUUAACACAAUCAAGGACACUCCCACCCCGGGCCGCCCUGCUGUCUACGGUGCCUCUGUUAUAGGAACUACUCUUCAUGACUUUGUCGAAAUCGUCUUCCAGAACAACGAAUCCAAACUUCAAUCUUGGCAUUUGGAUGGAUAUAGUUCCUACAUUGUCGGAUAUGGACUUAAGCAGCAAUGGACUGCUGAUAUGAGGAAACGCUACAAUUUGGCUGAUGGUAUACCCAGACACACUAUUCAGGUAUUUCCAAAAUCUUGGACUGCUAUACUAGUUUCGUUGGACAACAAGGGAAUGUGGAACUUAAGGUCUGCAAUCUGGUCGAGGAGGUAUUUGGGUCAACAAUUGUAUGUGAGAGUUUGGAACAAUGAACACAGCCUCUUCACCGAGAAUGAUAUCCCUCAAAAUGCAAUACUUUGUGGCCAAGCCAAGAAGAGCUCAUAGGAAAAAAAAAAAAGAAAAAAAAAAUUUAAUAUUAUCAAUUCGUGUACCUUCUUUAAUUUUUUUUUCUUUAUUAUUAAUUUUUUUUACUUUUUUUUUUUUCCAAAAAAACUAAAAAAAAUUCAGUUACGAGGGUGUGACUGUCCCAAAAAAGUUAUGAAUAUUGAGGUAACAGGGGUUACAAUUUAGCUAGCUAGGAAGUGCUUGCCAAAAUAUUAAUAUUUCAAAGUGUACUCAUCCAUCGUGUUAGAUUACU
Ziziphus jujuba (common jujube) is the source of this 1992-nucleotide messenger RNA. Its product is annotated as L-ascorbate oxidase homolog. NCBI's taxonomy places the organism in Eukaryota, Viridiplantae, Streptophyta, Magnoliopsida, Rosales, Rhamnaceae. Gene Ontology annotation, molecular function: copper ion binding; oxidoreductase activity. The record is from RefSeq and is a predicted model, not a curated record. Bases 108 to 1739 code for a protein of 543 amino acids. The transcript is spliced from 9 exons.